This is a messenger RNA of Acanthosepion pharaonis, 471 nucleotides long. NCBI's taxonomy places the organism in Eukaryota, Metazoa, Mollusca, Cephalopoda, Sepiida, Sepiidae. The record is from the annotation of a GenBank genome assembly.
AUGGCGAAGGCACCGCGUCCCACCGGGCUGGUGGUGCCGACCAAGGGAGCACCAGCGCGGUCGAGGAAAGGGUCAGCGCCAGCCCGAGCCCGAUCGCGCCCGCCAACCCCGCCCAUCAAAUGCAAUGCCCGCCGAUCAGGAUCGCCGAGCCGAGCAACUCGGCCGCGCCGGUACCGAACACCAGCCUGCGCAUCGCCCAAAGCCUACGAAAAAAAAAGCUCCAACCCAAUGGAAAACAAUAAUAUGAUGCCGAACUCGGCGAAGGGUUCGAUCGAUUCCGGAUUGAGAUCGUCAGAUAAUAGAGCCACGGCAUGGGGACGAGCGAUCGAGCCCCUGCCGGCCCCACCAGCAAUCCCACGGGAUGAACCUGAUGACCGGGCUGACGCGGAAGCGGGCAAAGGCCAGGAUGACGAUCCCCGCCGAACCGAGGAUGACGAGAGCGUCGGAGAAACCUUGAUUGUCGAGCCGUAA